Molecule: messenger RNA, 1092 nt
Organism: Rosa chinensis
Lineage: Eukaryota; Viridiplantae; Streptophyta; Magnoliopsida; Rosales; Rosaceae
Product: GDSL esterase/lipase At5g03610
Exons: 4
Coding region: 1-1092 (363 amino acids)
Molecular function (GO): hydrolase activity, acting on ester bonds
Source: RefSeq, a predicted model, not a curated record
AUGGAGCAAACCACCAUCGUCUCAUUCUGUCUCUUUCUUCUCUACAUCUCCACUUGUCCACAAGUACUUCAUUCAGCCAUAACCUCCGACCACCGCCACCGCCACCGCCACCAACGCCAUGACAGGAGAUCUGUAAAGCUUUUUGUUUUCGGGGAUUCGUAUGCUGAUACUGGGAACAGCGGCAAAUCUGCAACUGGUUCGUGGAAGCCGCCUUAUGGGAUCACUUUUCCCGGAAAGCCGGCAGGCCGCUUCUCCGAUGGUCGCGUGCUCACUGAUUAUAUAGCUUCCUUUUUGGGUAUAAGAUCUCUAGUACCUUACGAAUUGAGAAACACUGAAGAGAAAUCGAAACUAAGGAACGGGAUGAACUUUGCAUAUGGAGGAACUGGUGUUUUUGAGACUUUGGUGAGUGCACCAAACAUGACUACCCAAAUCGACUUUCUCCAACAACUAGUCGAAGAGAAAUUGUAUACCAAAAGUGACUUGGACUCGUCCGUUGCUUUAGUAUCACUAGGUGGAAACGACUAUGCUGCUUAUUUUCUUAAAGGAAACCAGAGUCAGGAUUUUUCAGUGGUGUCCACAUCGAUUGUCGACCAGCUUGUGGUGAACAUAAAGCGUAUAAAUGAUUUGGGAGUGCGAAAAUUAUUGGUUACAGCAAUAGAGCCCAUGGGAUGUUUGCCAGCCGUAACUUCCAUUUUUUCUUCGUAUCAGAAUUGCAGUGAAAGUAUGAAUGCAGGUUCAAGAUUCCACAACCAGAUUUUGCACCAAAAGGUUGAAGAUUUAAAGAAUCAGACAACUACGAGAUCAACAUUUGUAAUCUUGGAUCUCUAUAAUGCAUUUCUGUCCGCAAUCCAACAACAAAAACACCUGCAACAAGGAAAUUCGACAAGAUCAGAGAAUCCACUGAUGCCAUGCUGUGUUGGGGUGAGCAGCGAAUACUCGUGUGGGAGUGUGGACGAGAAAAGUGGAGCAAACAAGUACACAGUGUGCAGUAAUCCGGAAAGGUCUUUCUUUUGGGACAUGGAGCACCUUUCGCAGAAUGGCUGGCAUGCUGUUUAUUCUGCAAUCAAGUCUUCUCUUCGUCCAUUGCGUUAA